GCCCGAUGCGCGCAGUCCCUCGCCGCCGGGGCGCAUCCCGUCGUCGUUGCGCCACAGACGGCUGAGCUGCACUACGGCCUGCAGCGCAGGAUCGACGACGGCAGCGUCAAGUGGGUGCGCGAGGCCUUUGCGGACGAGCAUCUGUUCCGGCUGGGCAGACCAGAGGUCGGAGGCGUUGUCGAUGCCGUGUUUGUGACAACUUCGGCGUCGCGAGAACAGCUGGGCCCUCACAUCUCCUCCCUCUGCAAGCGCAACCGCAUCCCCGUCAACGUCGUCGACGCCCCCCAUCUCUGCACCUUCUCCCUCCUCUCCGUCCACGCCGACGGGCCCCUCCAGAUCGGCGUCACCACAAACGGCCGCGGCUGUAAGCUGGCCUCGCGCAUCCGCCGCGAGAUCGCCUCGUCCCUGCCGCCGAACCUGGGCGCGGCCUGCCAGCGCUUUGGCGAAGCGAGGCGGCGCAUCCAGCAGCACGACACCAACGACGACGACGACAACAAGGCCGGCUCGUCGGGAGAAACGGCAACGCUGGGCGACCUCGACGACUCCGUCGACCAGAGCGCGCUCUUCAACAAGCUCGUCACGGAGGAGGAGGAACAACACGUCCGCAACAGGCGCAUGCGCUGGCUCAGCCAGGUCUGCGAGUACUGGCCCCUCAAGAAGCUCGCCUCCGUGGCCGACCACGACGUCGACCGCCUGCUGGAAGCCUACGCCGCAGACAAGUCCCGAGGCGACGGCCACGGCAACAUCAGUCCCAACCCCAGCAGCAGUAACAGCCGUCCCAAGGGCAGAAUCAUCCUCGCCGGCAGCGGCCCGGGCCACCCGGACCUCCUGACGCGCGCAACCUACAACGCCAUCCAGACGGCCGACGUCAUCCUCGCGGACAAGCUCGUGCCCUCUGGCGUCCUGGACCUCAUCCCGCGCCGCACGCCCGUCGAAAUCGCCCGCAAGUUCCCCGGCAACGCCGAGCAGGCCCAGGACGAGCUUCUGGCCGCCGCCCUCGCCGCCGCCGAAGCCGGCAAGACGGUGCUCCGCCUCAAGCAGGGCGACCCCUUCAUCUACGGCCGCGGCGGCGAGGAGCUCGCGCACUUCCGCGCCCACGGCUUCGACGCCCCCGGCGCCGUCGUCGUCCUCCCCGGCGUCACCAGCGCGCUCAGCGCCCCCCUUUUCGCCGCCAUCCCGGCCACGCAGCGCGACGUGGCCGACCAGGUGCUCAUCUGCACCGGCACGGGCAAGAAGGGCAAGCCGCCCGCGCCGCCCGAGUACGUGCCCUCGCGGACAGUCGUCUUCCUCAUGGCGCUGCAUCGCAUCGUCGGCCUC
Molecule: messenger RNA, 1317 nt
Organism: Trichoderma citrinoviride
Lineage: Eukaryota; Fungi; Ascomycota; Sordariomycetes; Hypocreales; Hypocreaceae
Product: tetrapyrrole methylase
Exons: 2
Biological process (GO): siroheme biosynthetic process
Molecular function (GO): uroporphyrin-III C-methyltransferase activity
Source: RefSeq, a predicted model, not a curated record